CAACUUGGUCCCUGGACUGAUUCAGCUCCUCCCUUUCUCUCAAGGCAUCAAUACCAUGAUCCUGAGAGUUCUAGCUAAUAUUGCCCACAAGAAAAAGGAGUUCUGUGUCCAGCUGGCCCAUCAUGGAUUACUGUCUGCACUCUGUGCCACACUUAAAAUGGCUGACCAAGAGAUGGUCACCCUGAGUAUGGAUGUCCUGUUCAUGCUCCUAGGUAGUGGUCCACAGGUUGCAGAGGAGUUUGUGAGGCAAAGUGGACUCUCGCUGUUAGAAGCCAUUCAGUACAACAGUGAAGGAGAGAUUAGACGGAGAGCAACACAUCUACUGGAGCACCACCUGCUGUCCUACUCAUCCUAUUGCUCGCGUGUGGAUUUACUGGCAAUGGAGGGAACUGAGUCAACAACUAGAGAGAGAACAACAACAGGAAAUGAUGGGAAUCAGGCGGCAGUCAACAUGGAGCUGAUGUCUGGCAAGCCUUUGCAUCGCUUUGUACGAAAUGAGCCCAGAAGUCUUGGGAUUGUCAUGUUGGUCUUUGGCUGUGCAGAGCUCCUGAUGGGAUUUCCCCUGGCCAAACAAGGUGUGCGCACAUCUUGGACAAUCUACAUUCCCCUCUGGCAGGGAGCUCUGUUUCUUGUCUGUGGGAACCUGUCUAUCUACACUGAGAUACAUCCAUCCAAGAAGAUGGUGACCGUGUCUUUGGCCAUGUAUGUGGUUACACUUUUGGGAAUCUUCGUCUCUGUUGGCUACAGGAUAUCCACCUUGAUCGAAUAUACUUUCUUUUACUACUACAAUGGCUGGUAUAAUGAUGAAAGUACAGGAAACGGAAUGCUUACUGGUAUUGAGAGCAUAUUGCUCACUUCCUCUGUGUGUGUGUUGGCCCUUCUCAUCUUCUUGAGUACCAUCGCACGUUUAGCUCUGAAAUCCACACACUCUCAGGUUAUUUUCCAGCACAUCCCGACACCCAGGAGUGACAAAACAUCAAACUAAUCCCAACCUUUAGAGGUAUCAUUCUACAUGAACUAACACUGUUUUCCUGCAGCACACCUGUCCUGUGAAAGAAACAGGUCAUCAUUGUGCCCAGUAUAUCACAUGUGAAUAUUACACCACCUACAGGCAGUAGCCUCAAUAGGACAGCCACAGCUCUUUUUUUUUUCUUUCUUUUUUUGCACAACUGCACUAAGCUUCUCUCGACAGUAUAUAUAACUGCAGCAAGAAAUGCAUUACUGAACCACAUUUAUUUUCUUUUUGUAAAGUUUGCUUCAGAAUCAAAGUGAUUCCUGUCGUCUCAUGUGAGAAAAACAUAGUAACCACGAGUCUCUCAAGACUUAUGUGUACUUAUUGUACAGGUCAUGCAGUCGUAAACACUUAGCUAUGGUACUUUGAGGUUAACAGGUCUUACACGCCGAUACUGAUAUCUGUCAAUAAAAUCUACUGCAUUCACUAAAACUUAAUACUGUACAAACCAUAACAAUGUAAGUUAACACUGGUAAUAUUGAUUAUAUACUGUACGUACUAUUAGCCUUUAACCCUUAUGCCAUGAUCAUGUUUCUGCUUUGUGAUUACAGUAUGUGCAGGGUAUGGCCAUUAUAUGUAUGGCCACAUACAGCUGUGAAUAAUCAAUGUGAAUCACUGUAAUGUUCAGCAUGUCCGUCGACAUUACUGUGAUAAGAAGAGCCUAAGAAAAAAACAGAUUUAGCUUUAGCUUAUAGUAAUAUGUGGUGCAAUGAAUGUAAUGUAUAUUGUCUUUGUUAAAUUAACAAUAAAAUGAUCAAAUAAAA
Messenger RNA from Epinephelus moara (kelp grouper), 1776 nucleotides. RefSeq lists its product as uncharacterized. Lineage: Eukaryota; Metazoa; Chordata; Actinopteri; Perciformes; Serranidae. Bases 56 to 985 code for a protein of 309 amino acids. The record is from RefSeq and is a predicted model, not a curated record. Gene Ontology annotation, cellular component: membrane. The transcript is spliced from 9 exons.